Andrographis paniculata is the source of this 1282-nucleotide messenger RNA. RefSeq names its product probable WRKY transcription factor 17. The transcript is spliced from 2 exons. Gene Ontology annotation, biological process: regulation of DNA-templated transcription. Gene Ontology annotation, molecular function: DNA-binding transcription factor activity; sequence-specific DNA binding. Lineage: Eukaryota; Viridiplantae; Streptophyta; Magnoliopsida; Lamiales; Acanthaceae. The record is from RefSeq and is a predicted model, not a curated record. The coding region runs from base 125 to 1108 and encodes 327 amino acids.
CUCUUCCUCUGCUCAUUCAUUCAUAUUUCUCUCGUUCCCCAUUUUUUCUGAUGAGGUUUCUGUGAAGAUAAAUAGCUCUCGAUUUUUGCCCAAGAUUGUUUUUGUUUGAGAUUUUUAGGGAGAUAUGGCCGUGGAGUUGCUCGGCUACGCGAAUAUCAACGAGCAAACGGCGAUUCAUGAAGCAGCGUCGGCAGGGUUGAAAUCCAUGGAGCAUUUAAUCCGAACCGUUUCUCAGAAGAAUCAGCAGCAGCCGCAGCAGUGCGAGAAGAUUGACUGCAGAGAGAUCACGGAUUUCACUGUUUCGAAGUUUAGAAAAAUGAUUUCUAUCUUAAAUCGGACUGGACACGCGCGGUUCAGGCGCGCUCCAGUUCAGCCGGCGCCUCAGCCGCCGGCGGUGACUGCUGUUAAAAGUUAUCCACCGAAAAAUUCGGUUCCUCAACCUUUGAGUCUGUUUUCUCUUUCUCCAGCUCCGCCGGCUCCGGCGGUGCCUACUUUGGCGCUUGAUUUCACCAAACAAGGCCCAUCUGUGGGAAAGGAUGGGGUUGAAAUCACUGGUAAAGAAGGAUUCGGCUUGUCGACGGCGAUGUCCACGUCCGGUAACUCUUCUUCGACCUUUGUGUCGUCGAUUACCGCCGAAGGUAGCGUGUCGAACGGAAAAGGUGGAUCGCCUAAAAUGUUUAUGCCUCCGCCUGCUGUAGCUAUCUCAUCUGGUAAACCUCCGCUCUCCGGCAAGAGGUGUCGUGAGCAUGACCAGUCCGAUGAGUUAUCCGGCAAAACAUCCGGCUCUAGCCGCUGCCACUGCAAAAAGAGGAAAUCUAAGGUGAAGAGAACGAUCAGAGUCCCCGCAAUUAGCUCAAAAGUCGCCGACAUCCCGCCGGACGAAUACUCCUGGAGAAAGUACGGCCAAAAGCCGAUCAAAGGCUCACCAUACCCUCGGGGAUACUACAAGUGCAGUACAGUGAGGGGCUGCCCGGCGAGGAAGCACGUGGAGAGGGCAAACGAUGAUUCCACGAUGCUAAUCGUGACCUACGAAGGAGAGCACCGCCACACCCCCGAAAUCUCCGGCGCCGGUACCCCCUCACAGUUGGUGGUGUUUGAGUCGUCGUGAGUAAAAAGGGGAAAGGCAUCUUUUGUAAUUUCGAGGUAGUUUGAGGCUAUUUUCGGAAAUAGAUAUAUUCAGGGGUAGAUUUGGAACUCUUGUGUAAAUUUGUUAGACGUAGUCCGUAGAUGACACCAGAAUCCGCGAAACCCAAAAAAAGGAAAAAAAAAAAAGAAAAAGAAA